CAAAGGCUGCGCCUGCGCACUGCUCCAGCUACCUCUGCACCGCGCAGGCGUCGGGAGCUUCGUUGCUGCUGUUUGCCUUUUUCUUCGCUUGUGUCGCCCCGUCUUUCCUGCCGCCGAGAUGCCGCGGAUAAUGAUUAAAGGAGGCGUGUGGAGGAACACGGAGGAUGAAAUUCUUAAAGCAGCUGUAAUGAAAUAUGGCAAAAACCAGUGGUCUCGUAUUGCAUCUUUGUUGCACAGAAAAUCUGCGAAGCAGUGCAAAGCCAGAUGGUAUGAGUGGCUGGACCCAAGUAUCAAGAAAACAGAAUGGUCGCGAGAAGAGGAGGAGAAGUUGUUGCAUUUGGCCAAACUUAUGCCAACCCAGUGGAGGACUAUUGCACCAAUCAUUGGGAGAACAGCUGCCCAGUGCCUGGAACACUAUGAAUUUUUACUGGACAAGGCCGCUCAAAGAGACAAUGAGGAAGAAACUGCCGAUGAUCCUCGGAAGCUUAAACCUGGAGAAAUUGACCCAAACCCAGAAACCAAGCCAGCCAGGCCAGAUCCUAUUGAUAUGGAUGAGGAUGAACUUGAGAUGCUUUCUGAAGCAAGAGCUCGUUUGGCUAACACUCAGGGAAAGAAAGCCAAAAGAAAAGCAAGAGAGAAGCAAUUGGAAGAAGCUAGGCGCCUCGCUGCUCUCCAGAAGAGGAGAGAACUGCGAGCUGCAGGGAUUGAGAUCCAGAAAAAAAGAAAGAAGAAAAGGGGAGUAGACUACAAUGCCGAAAUCCCAUUUGAGAAGAAACCUGCCUCAGGUUUUUAUGACACGUCAGAGGAAAACUACCAGGCCCUAGAUGCAGAUUUUAGGAAGUUACGGCAACAAGACUUGGAUGGGGAGCUGAGAUCGGAAAAGGAAGGAAGAGAGCGAAAGAAAGAUAGGCAACAGCUGAAACGGAAGAAAGAGUCUGAUUUACCUUCAGCAAUUCUUCAGACUAGUGGUGUGUCAGAAUUCACUAAAAAAAGAAGCAAGCUGGUGCUUCCAGCUCCUCAGAUUUCAGACACGGAACUUGAAGAAGUUGUCAAAGUCGGCCAAGCAAGUGAGAUUGCACGUCAAACAGCAGAGGAAUCUGGGAUCACAAACUCUGCUUCCAGCACACUCUUGUCAGAAUACAAUGUUACCAACAACAGCAUUGCUCUUAGAACACCUAAAACGCCAGCAACACAGGACAGGAUCCUACAGGAAGCUCAGAACUUGAUGGCUCUUACAAACGUUGAUACCCCCUUGAAAGGUGGUCUUAAUACCCCCCUCCAUGAGAGUGACUUCUCUGGAGUAACACCUCAGAGACAAGUUGUUCAGACUCCAAAUACUGUGCUUUCCACGCCCUUCAGGACUCCCUCUCAUAGAGCUGAAGGCCUGACUCCUCAUAGCGGAAUGACUCCGAAGCCAGUAGUAGGAGUGACUCCAGGCAGAACUCCACUGCGUGAUAAACUAAAUAUUAAUCCUGAAGAGGGAAUGGCGGAUUACAGUGAUCCAUCUUACACAAAGCAUAUGGAAAGAGAAUCCCGUGAAAAUUUGCGUCUAGGGCUUUUGGGUCUUCCUGCCCCAAAGAAUGACUUUGAAAUUGUCCUACCAGAAAAUGCAGAAAAGGAACUUGAGGAUCAUAAUGCAGACGAUACGUAUAUAGAAGAUGCAGCUGAUGCAGAUGCUCGCAAACAGAGUAUUCGAGAAAUGGAGCGUGUAAAGGCACUGAAGCGGAUGCACAAAGCAGUUCAGAAAGAUCUGCCAAGACCCUCUGAAGUAAAUGAAACAAUCCUGAGACCUUUAAAUGUAGAGCCACCUCUAACAGAUUUACAGAAGAGUGAAGAGCUUAUUAAGAAAGAGAUGAUUACCAUGCUUCAUUUUGACCUUGUGCAUCACCCUUAUGGAGAGCUCCCAGGAGGCAAAAAGGGGAAAAUCCCAGGAUUUGGAACCAGUAGCACGGAACACAUAUCUUACCUUGAACACAAUCCUUAUGAAAAAUACUCAAAGGAUGAUCUCAAGAAGGCUGAAGAACACUUGGCUCAAGAAAUGGAAGUGGUGAAGCAAGGAAUGGGACAUGGAGAGCUUUCACAUGAAGCUUACAACCAAGUGUGGGAAGAAUGUUACAGCCAGGUGUUAUUCCUCCCUGGGCAGAAUCGCUACACACGAGCUAACUUGGCCAGUAAAAAAGACAGAAUUGAGUCACUUGAGAAGAGACUAGAGAUUAACAGGGGUCACAUGACUACAGAAGCUAAGAGGGCUGCCAAGAUGGAAAAAAAGCUGAAGAUAUUACUUGGUGGUUAUCAGUCCCGAGCAAUGGGGCUCAUAAAGCAAUUAAAUGACUUGUGGGACCAAAUUGAACAAGCUCAUCUUGAAUUGCGCACAUUUGAGGAGUUAAAGAAACAUGAAGAUGCUGCCAUCCCUAGGAGAUUGGAGUGUCUAAAAGAAGAUGUCCAGAGGCAGCAAGAGAGAGAGAAAGAACUUCAGCAGAGAUUUGCAGAAUUCAUGUUGGACAAGGAAACUUUUCAGUCAAAAUAUUAAGCCACACAUCUUGCUUAAGCCACCUCUUGUAACAUUUUUCAAAUGAAAUGGAUUUUUGAGCUAUAGGAGGCAAAAAAUAUCUAACACAAGCGAAUUUGGCACAUGGUUUUAAAUGGUUAAUUGUACCACAAGGUCAUGCACCUUUUUGCUUUGUAAUGAGGGAGAGUUGGAUUUAAACACAUACACCCUGAUCCAAACGAUAAUUUGCACACACUAAAGAUUAUUGUGCAAGGUAGAAAUUCCACCAUCUGUGACUGGUUAUGUGAUGAUCCUUGCUGAAUCAUAACCACAUCUGUGCUCCUUCACAAACUGAUAUUUUGAUAUUAAAAGGAAAAAUCAGCAGACUCUCUUUAAUCACAUCACCAUUUGCUAAAUGUACUGUUCCCUUGUAUUUUACCUUGCUGAGAGUUACAAUACACUUUAGUCUGUUUGCCAUGAGUACUGUGAAUCGGGAAUGUAAAGCAACGUAUUAAAGUACAUUUGUGUCCAAUA
Rhineura floridana is the source of this 3022-nucleotide messenger RNA. RefSeq names its product cell division cycle 5 like (gene CDC5L). Gene Ontology annotation, cellular component: Prp19 complex; spliceosomal complex. Gene Ontology annotation, molecular function: RNA polymerase II transcription regulatory region sequence-specific DNA binding; DNA-binding transcription factor activity, RNA polymerase II-specific. Bases 119 to 2530 code for a protein of 803 amino acids. Gene Ontology annotation, biological process: mRNA splicing, via spliceosome; regulation of transcription by RNA polymerase II. NCBI's taxonomy places the organism in Eukaryota, Metazoa, Chordata, Lepidosauria, Squamata, Rhineuridae. The record is from RefSeq and is a predicted model, not a curated record. The transcript has 16 exons.